GGAGGGUUGCAGUUCAAAGGCUCUCCCACUGAGAAGCAGAGUCCACCAGGACUGGUCCUCCAGCCCCCAGCCUCCAGGCCUAACACGAAGCAGAUGGUGAGGAGAGAUCCCCAGCAUUAAAGGACGGGCUGAGGCCUCUGCUGGAGGUCCAACAAGAACUAGAACCUCAUUUGGAAGUGGAAUCAUAACAUAGGAACAAUGGACCUGCACAUUGAUAUGUUUGUGUGAAUUUCCCGCAGACUAGACACUGUGCUGCGUAUUGCUGCCUUUCGCAGGUCGAUUGCAAAUUUGUCACAAAAAAGUGAAAAGGGGAAGGACAUUUUUUAGAUUGCACCACCAUCUAACCCUGCACCUUAUACACUAUCCCCAAAACCCACCUACCCAUCCUACAACUUUGGCCCUAAACGAUCCUACUCCAGGCCGUCUGCCAACUUGCGUCUUCAUCUGCCGACAACGAUAACCCCUCUAAACUGAAGUGGGAGGGACCAGAGUCCAAAUGUCCAUUCAGGCACACUUCCCAAGAUAAUUCUCUUCGGUUAUAGUCACAGCCGUGUAUACUCCCCCUCAAGCCGAUACCACGACGGCCCUCAAAGAACUACACUGGACUUUAUGCAAACUGGAAAACACAUAUCCUGAGGCCGCAUUUAUUGUAGCUGGGGAUUUUAACAAAGCAAAUUUGAGGAAAAUGCUACCGAAGUUCUACCAACACAUUGACUGUAGCACUCGCUCUGGGAAAACUUUGGACCACUGCUACUCAACUUUUCGAAAUGCCUACAAGGCCCUCCCUCGCCCUCCCUUCAGCAAAUCUGAUCACGACUCCAUUUUGCUCCUCCCUUCCUAUAGGCAGAAACUCAAACAGGAAGUACCCGUGCUAAGGUCUAUUCAACGCUGGUCUGACCAAUUGGAUUCCAUGCUUCAAGAUUGUUUUGAUCACGCGGACUGAGAUAUGUUCCGGGUAGCCUCUGAUAAUAACAUCGACGAAUACACGGAUAUGGUGACGAAGUUAAUCAGGAAGGGUUUAGGAGAUGUUGUGCCCACUGUGACUAUUUAAACCUGUGCCCACUGUGACUAUUUAAACCUACCCAAACCAGAAACAGUGGAUAGAUGGCAGCAUUCGCGCAAAACUGAAAGCGCGAACCACCGCAUUUAACCAUGGCAAGGUGACUGCGAAUAUGGCCGAAUACAAACAGUGUAGUUAUUCCCUCCGUAAGGCAAUCAAACAAGCAAACGUCAGUACAGAGACAAAGUGGAGUCGCAAUUCAAUGGCUCAGACACGAGACGUAUGUGGGAGGGUCUACAGACAAUCACAGACUACAAAGGGAAAACCAGCCAUGUCGCGGACACCGACAUCUUGCUUCCGGACAAGCUAAACACCUUCUUCACCCGCUUUGAGGAUAACACAGUGUCACCGACGCGGACCACUACCAAAGACUGUGGGUUCUCCUUCUCCGUGGCCGACGUGAGUAAGACAUUUAAGCGUGUUAACCCUCGCAAGCCUGCCGGCCCAGACGGCGUCCCUAGCCGCGUCCUCAGAACAUGAGCAGACCAGCUAGCUGGAGUGUUUACGGACAUAUUCAAUCUCUCCCUAUCCCAGUCUGCUGUCCCCACUUUAUUCUAUAUGUCCACCAUUGUUCCUGUACCCAAGAAAGCAAAGGUAACUGAACUAAUUGACUAUCGCCCCGUAGCACUCACUUCUGUCAUCAUGAAGUGCUUUGAGAGGCUAGUUAAGGAUCAUAAUAUAAUAUAAUAUAAUAUAAUAUGCCAUUCAGCAGACGCUUUUAUCCAAAGCGACUUACAGUCAUGCAUGCAUACAUUUUUGUUUAUGGGUGGUCCCGGGGAUUGAACCCACUACUUGGCGUUACAAGCGCCAUGCUCUACCAGCUGAGCUACAGAGAUCACUGUAGGACCAUAUGUUACAGGACAGAGAGAGCUCAAUGCAUCAUAUCACCUCUACCUUACCUGACACCCUAGACCCACUUCAAUUUGCUUACCGUCCCAAUAGAUCCACAGACGAUGCAAUCGUCAUCGCACUGCACACUACCUUAUACCAUCUGGACAAGAGGAAUACCUAUGUAAGAAUGUUGUUCAUUGACUAUAGCUCAGCAUUCAACACCAUAGUACCCUCCAAGCUCAUCAUUAAUCUUGGGGCCCUGGGACUGAACCCCGCCCUGUGCAACUGGGUCCUGGAGUUCCUGACGGGCCGUCCCCAGGUGGUGAAGGUAGGAAACAACACCUCCACUUCGCUGAUCCUCAACACUGGGGCCCCACAAGGGUGCGUACUCAGCCCCCUCCUGUACUCCCUGUUCACCCAUGACUGUGUGGCCAUGCACACCUCCAACUCAAUCAUCAAGUUUGCAGACGACACAACAGUAGUAGGCCUGAUUACCAACAAUGACGAGACAGCCUACAGGGAGGAGGUGAGGGCCCUGGGAGAGUGGUGCCAUGAAAAUAACCUCUCACUCAAUGUCAACAAAACAAAGGAGCUGAAGAAAUUUGGCUUGACCCCUAAAACCCUCACAACUUUUACAGAUGAGAGCAUCCUGUCGGGCUGUAUCACCGCCUCGUACGGCAACUGCACCGCCCGCAACCGCAAGGCUCUCCAAAGGGUGGUGCGGUCUGCCCAACGCAUCACCGGGGGCAAACUACCUGCCCUCCAGGACACCUACAGCACCCGAUGUCACAAGAAGGCCAAAAAGAUCAUCAAGGACAUCAACCACCCAAGCCACUGCCUGUUCACCCCUCUAUCAUCAAGAAGGCUAGGUCAGUACAGUUGCAUCAUAGCUGGGACAGAGAGACUGAAAAACAACUUCUAUCUCAAGGCCAUCAGACUGUUAAAUAGCCAUCACUAGCCGGCUUCCUCCCGGUUACGCAACCUUGCACCUUAGAGGCUGCUGCCCUAUAUACAUAGACUUGGAAUCACUGGCCACUUUAAUAAUGGAACACUAGUCACUUUAAUAAUGUUUACAUACUGCUUUACUCAUCUCAUAUGUAUAUAUGUAUAUACUGUAUUCUAUUCUAUUGUAUUUUAAUAUAUUAGUCAAUGCCACUCCGACAUUGCUCAAUCUAAUAUUUAUAUAUUUCUUAAUUCCAUUAUUCUACUUUUGUGUGUAUUGUUGUGAAUUGUUAGAUACUACUGCACUGUUGGAGCUAGGAACACAAGCAUUUCGCUACACCCGCAAUAACAUCUGCUAAAUAUGUGUAUGUGACCAAUAUAAAUUGAUUUGAUUUGAGGAAGGGCCUUUUUUUACAGUCUCUCUCUCAUUCUUACACUCUCUGCCCACUCUCUUUGUCUCUCCUUAUCUCUUAUUUAGCGGCCCCAAACUUUUCUGAGUCGAGAUCACUUUCUGAGUCAAAAUGAAGGCUGAGAUCUACCACUCAGAUUAAUUUUUAAACAUGACUUAAAAAACAUAAGCCUAUGCAACAUUAAACUAUGCAACAUUAACCUAUUUGUCACGGUUUCGGCCGAGGCUGCCUCUCUUCCUUGCUCGGGCAGGCUUCGGUGUUCGUCGUCUCCGGAAUACUAGCUGCCACCGUUGUAUGUUUCUAUGUUCGUUUGGUUUUGUCUGGAUUAUGUACACCUGUUGUCGUUUAGCGUCAUUAGUGUCCUAUAAGUUAUCGUUGUGUUUGUCAGGUGUUGUGUGUGAUUGUUUUCGCUGGCGUGUUGGUGCGCUACUAUUUACAGUGCGCUAUUGUAGCUUGCCUCCUUUGUGUAGGAGAGUAUUUUUCGCACAUGUUUAGUGCGCCCUUUUGUUUACGCCUGUGUGCGCAUUUUCUCGCCUCCGGGCUGUUGGAUCGUGUUUUGAGUGUGCAUUACUAAAGUCUUUUGGACUUAUCUUCUGCGUCCUGCGCCUGAUUCCCACACCACACCCACCUACAGCACCCGCUGACAGAAUCACACACCAUACAGAAUGGAAUCAGCAGGAGCCGCAGCAGCACAGGAGACUUUGGAGGAUCGGGUCCGGGAGCAGAAUGACCAGAUCCUUCGGAUCGGGACCGCCCUGCAGGAUGUUAUUAACACACUUCAACGCUGGGAGACCCGAGGGACACCCCCAACUCCACCUCCCCUGCCAUCACCAUCAGCCAGUCAGCCCAUUCCCGCUGCGGAACCCAGGGGAAUUCGACUCUCGCUCCCGAGGGCCUACGAUGGGACCGCUGCCGGGUGUCAGGGCUUCCUUCUCCAGGUGGAGCUAUACCUGGCCACCGUGCACCCGGCGCCCUCGGGACACGAGAGCGUGUCCGCCCUCAUCUCCUGCCUUACCGGCAAGGCGUUGGAAUGGGCCAACGCCGAGUGGAGGAGGAUAGACGCUACCACCAUCACUUACGCUGAGUUCUCCCGCCGCUUCAGGGCGGUGUUUGACCAUCCACCGGAGGGGAAAGCGGCGGGGGAGCGUCUGUUCUGCCUCCGGCAGGGGAGGAGGAGCGCCCAGGAGUUCGCGUUAGAAUUCCGUACUCUAGCGGCGGAUGCAGGGUGGAAUGAGCGGGCCCUCAUCGAUCACUACCGCUGUAGUCUACGAGAGGACGUCCGUCGGGAGCUGGCCUGUAGGGACACCAGUCUCUCCUUCGACCAGUUAGUCGACAUGUCCAUCAGGCUGGACACCCUGCUGGCUACCCGCGGACGUUCCGAGGGGGGUCCGUCCAUUUCACCCUCCAGCGCCUCCGAGCCGAGCCCUAUGGAGCUUGGGGGCGCUGGCGCUAGAGAGAGGAGGGGUCGGAGUACGAGGGGGUCCGUCUCCUGCACCAACUGUGGCCGUGGAGGACACACCGCGGCUAGGUGCUGGGGAUGGCCUCCUAGGGGAGAAGACGACAGGCCCCGCACUGGGGAGUCCUUCCAGGUGAGUAGGCGCCCCACUCACCCAGAGCUCUCUGUUGCGCACUUCUGUAUACCUGUGCGUUUUCCACAGGUAGCACCUCAUUCCCAGCAUAAGGCGCUGGUAGAUUCAGGCGCGGCUGGGAAUUUUGUUGAUAGGAAAUGUUGUUUAGAAUUAGGGAUUCCCCUUCUUCCUGUUGACGUCCCAUUCCCCGUUCAUGCCCUAGAUAGCCGUCCGUUGGGAUCGGGCUUGAUCAGGGAGGUCACGGCGCCACUUAGGAUGUGUGCGCAGGGGGGUCAUAAGGAGAUGAUCCAGCUAUUUCUGAUCGACUCGCCUGCGUAUCCGGUGGUGCUGGGCAUGCCCUGGUUGAGUAUCCAUAACCCGUCUAUUUCGUGGCAGGAGAGGGCUCUGAUGGAGUGGUCUGCCCAGUGUGUGGGUCGAUGUUUAGGCGUUUCCGUAGGGGCUACCUCGGUGGAGAGUCCAAACCAGGUGCCCGCAUUGCACGUUCCCCCUGAGUAUGAGGAUUUGUCUAUUGUGUUCAGUAAGUCGAGGGCGACGCAGUUGCCUCCCCAUAGGCAGGGAGAUUGUGCGAUAGACCUCCAGGCAGGAGCUGCGCUCCCACGGAGCCAUGUGUAUCCUCUGUCUCAGGAGGAGAAGAGAGCUAUGGAGACUUACAUAGACGAAUCUCUGAGACAAGGAUACAUACGGCCAUCCACUUCCCCUGUGUCCUCGAGUUUCUUUUUUGUGAAGAAAAAGGAUGGAGGGUUACGCCCGUGCAUUGAAUACCGUAGUCUCAAUCAGAUCACGGUGAAGUACAGUUAUCCACUUCCUCUGAUUGCGACCAUGACGGAGUCAUUGCACGGGGCGCGUUUUUUCACUAAAUUAGAUCUCAGGAGCGCGUACAACUUGGUGCGCAUUAGGGAGGGCGAUGAAUGGAAGACAGCCUUUAGUACCACCUCGGGCCAUUACGAGUAUCUUGUCAUGCCAUACGGGUUGAUGAACGCUCCUUCAGUUUUCCAAUCAUUCGUGGAUGAGAUAUUCAGGGACAUGCAGGGGCAGGGGGUGGUCGUGUACAUAGAUGACAUUCUCGUGUACUUGUCUACCCGAGUCGAGCAUGUGGCUCUGGUGCGCCGAGUGUUGAGGAGGCUGUUGGAGCACGACCUGUAUGUCAAGGCAGAGAAGUGUCUGUUUUUCCAGGAGUCGAUCUCCUUUUUGGGUUAUCAGUUGUCUGCGUCAGGGGUGAAGAUGGAGGUUGACCGGGUGUCAGCCGUGCGUAAUUGGCAAACGCCAACCACUGUGAAGGAGGUGCAGCAGUUUUUGGGGUUUGCGAAUUACUACCGGAGGUUUAUCCGGGGUUUUGGACAGGUGGCAGCUCCCAUAACUUCUCUUUUGAAGGGGGGUCCGGUGCGUUUGCAGUGGUCAGCCGAGGCGGACAGGGCUUUUGGGAGGCUGAAGGACCUGUUUACCUCGGCUCCGGUGCUGGCGCAUCCGGAUCCCUCUUUACCAUUUCAGGUAGAGGUGGACGCGUCAGAGGCCGGUAUAGGAGCCGUGCUUUCGCAACGGUCCGGCACGCCACCUAAACUCCGCCCCUGUGCCUUUUAUUCCAAAAAGCUCAGUCCGGCGGAGCGAAAUUAUGACGUAGGGGACAGGGAGCUGUUAGCCGUGGUACAGGCCCUAAAGGUGUGGAGGCACUGGCUUGAGGGGGCUCAACACCCUUUCCUCAUUUUGACUGACCACCGUAACCUGGAGUACAUCCGGGCAGCUAGGAGACUGAACCCUCGCCAGGCGCGGUGGAAUAUGUUUUUGACCCGGUUCGUAUUUAAGAUCACGUACAUCCCUGGGUCACAGAACGGUAAGGCAGACGCACUGUCUCGGCGGUAUGACACGGAGGAGAGGUCCGUGGAGCCCACUCCCAUACUGCCGGAGUCUUGUCUGGUGGCACCGGUAGUGUGGGAGGUCGAUGCUGAACUCGAGCGGGCGUUGCGCACCGACCCUAGUCCUCCUCAAUGCCCGGAGGGUCGGACGUACGUUCCGCUCGAGGUUCGGGAUCGAUUGAUCUAUUGGGCUCACACGUCACCCUCCUCUGGACAUCCUGGUAUAGGCCGGACAGUGCACUGCCUUAGUGCUAAGUACUGGUGGCCCACGUUGGCGAGGGAUGUGAGGGUUUAUGUCUCCUCCUGCUCGGUGUGCGCCCAGUGUAAGGCGCCUAGACAUCUGCCUAGGGGUAAGUUACUACCCCUGCCCGUUCCACAACGACCAUGGUCUCACCUCUCGGUGGACUUCAUCACUGACCUUCCUCCCUCACAGGGGAAUACUACUAUACUGGUCGUUGUGGACUGGUUCUCUAAGGCCUGUCGUUUGCUCCCUAUGCCGGGUCUUCCUACUGCCCUACAGACCGCCGAAGCUCUAUUCAACCAUGUUUUCCGGCACUACGGGGUACACGAGGAUAUUGUGUCUGAUCGAGGUCCCCAAUUCACCUCCAGAGUCUGGAGAGCCUUUAUGGAGCGGUUGGGGGUCUCGGUGACCCUCACCUCGGGUUACCAUCCGGAGAGUAAUGGGCAGGUGGAACGUGUGAACCAGGAUUUGGGUAGGUUUCUUAGAUCAUACUGCCAGGACCGGCCGGAGGAGUGGGCACGGUACGUUCCCUGGGCAGAAAUGGCCCAGAAUUCCCUACGGCCAUUCCUCCACUAACCUAACCCCUUUCCAAUGUGUGUUAGGUUACCAGCCGGUUCUGGCACCUUGGCAGCAGAGCCAGAUCGAGGCUCCUGCGGUGGAUGAGUGGGUGCGGCGCUCAGAGGAGACGUGGAACGCUGCACACGUCCACCUGCAGCGGGCCCUCCGUCGUCAAAAGGCGAGCGCCGAUCUCCACCGCAGUGAGGGACCGGUGUACGCACCUGGUGAUCGAGUCUGGCUCUCUACCAGAAACCUGCCCCUCCGCCUGCCCUGUCGGAAACUGGGUCGGCGGUUUGUGGGGCCGUUUAAAGUCCUGAGAAGAUUGAACGAGGUGUGUUACAGAUUACAACUACCUAUUGAGUAUAAAAGUAUUAACCCCUCGUUCCAUGUGUCUCUUCUCAGGCCGGUGGUAGCUGGCCCACUCCAGGAAAAUGAGAUCAAGGAGACUCCUCCGCCCCCAUUGGACAUCGAGGGGGCACCGGCGUACUCCGUGCGGUCCAUCUUGGAUUCGAGACGUCGGAUGGGGGGUCUCCAAUAUCUGGUGGAGUGGGAGGGGUACGGCCCGGAGGAACGGUGCUGGGUGCCGAGGAGAGACAUUGUGGACCCAUCUCUCCUGACGGAAUUCCACCGUAGUCACCCGACGCGCCCUGCUCCGCGUCCUCCUGGUCGUCCCCGAGGCCGGAGUCGGCGCACGUCUGGAGCCGCGCGUCAAGGGGGGGGUACUGUCACGGUUUCGGCCGAGGCUGCCUCUCUUCCUUGCUCGGGCAGGCUUCGGCGUUCGUCGUCUCCGGAAUACUAGCUGCCACCGUUGUAUGUUUCUAUGUUCGUUUGGUUUUGUCUGGAUUAUGUACACCUGUUGUCGUUUAGCGUCAUUAGUGUCCUAUAAGUUCUCGUUGUGUUUGUCAGGUGUUGUGUGUGAUUGUUUUCGCUGGCGUGUUGGUGCGCUACUAUUUACAGUGCGCUAUUGUAGCUUGCCUCCUUUGUGUAGGAGAGUAUUUUUCGCACAUGUUUAGUGCGCCCUUUUGUUUACGCCUGUGUGCGCAUUUUCUCGCCUCCGGGCUGUUGGAUCGUGUUUUGAGUGUGCAUUACUAAAGUCUUUUGGACUUAUCUUCUGCGUCCUGCUCCUGAUUCCCACACCACACCCACCUACAGCACCCGCUGACACUAUUAAAAACAAUUCUGUAGCAAUGAUGUUUGUAGUAGGCUAUAUGUCCAAUACAUAUUGGCUAUGCUUGAAUUGCCCAGACAAUGUUAUUCUUUCAGACCAUUUUAAAAUUAUAUUUCAAAACUUAAGGUAUAUGAUCACACUGGUAAUAGAUCAUAAUUUGGUGUUUUACUUGUGAGGCAUAGCUGAGGGAUUACAAUUACAAUAAUUUGCUUACUUGAUUUUACUGGACUGAUUAUGCCUCAGUGGAGGGAGAGCAUCAGAGGGUCCGCCUCUCACCAUCGUACCAUCUCUCAGCUAUGCCCCCUCCACCAAGACUUACCAAAAAGCAGUAGCGGUGCGUGGAUAAAAUCACUGGGGAAGCAAAUCCAGAAAAAAAGCCAUAUUACAACCUAUGUGUUGUGAUAAUUGCGUUGUUUGCUCUAUAACCUUUAAGUUCAUAUCCCUUGAAACCGUGAUAUAUAGACCUAACAUGCUGACCACACAGCUUGUGUCGCGUGUGCGAGCGUUGCAAAAUAAAUGUACACAUACAUAUUAUUCAAUCAUUGCACCCACACUACUCACGCGCGUCAACGAGCAUAAGCGUAGCCAGGCAUUGAAAUAGAACUAGGUUCUAUUUGUGACGCUUGACGCGCUGCAAGUCCUGCCUCUCCCAUCUCCUCUUUGGUUUUUCAGGAGCAUAUACCCACGUGGGUGAUUGAAAGAUGAACUGAGGUCCACACUCCAGUCCAGUUGGUAGUGGCAAUGCACCUUAAAGUUGGUUGCCAACCACCAUAUAAAGUCCAAAGAAGAAGAAAAAGCCUGCAGGAGGAGAGAUUGCUAGAAACAAACUUGGUUUACCCUUUUAUCUGUGGAUUAAUUGUCGGUGUAGAGGACCUUGUGCAUUUCAGGUAAAAUAACAACCCAAUGUUUAUAUCCCAUGACAAAUUAGAUAGCAACAGCAAGCUAUCUAGCUAAAUUGCCAUAAAUGUUUAAUGCUUUUCGACCUGUCCCCAAAUUAAUAUAGUUGGUUCAGAGUUCGUUUUGAUAUUUCAACCUGCCUGUCCUGAUCACGUUCGGUGUGGGUGGACAAAAUCAACAUGUCCUGAUCACGGUCAGCAUGUAUGGACAAGGCAAUAAGAAGACAGAGUAGCAGAAUAAAUUCAACCACAAAACAUAUUGCAUGUAACAAACAGUUACAUGACCUACAGUAUGGUCAAGCAAGGUAAUGUUUCUGACAUUUUCGGACUACUAAACAACUGUUGAUUUAGAAUGAUGGAGAGUCGCAAAGAAAACAGGAGCUGCCUCCACUAUUCCAGCACCAUUUCAACUUCGACAUUUCAACAUCAUCUAAUCACCUAUGCAUAGUCUAAUACAGUGACAACUAAAAGAUACCAAAAACGAUUUAGUCCAAUCAACGUAAACUAAAUAUGAUGUGGCUGUCCAUGGUACUGAUUUCUGUGUGUGUGUGUGUGUGUGUGUGUGUGUGUGUGUGUGUGUGUGUGUGUGUGUGUGUGUGUGUGUGUGUGUGUGUGUGCGUGUGUGUGCGUGUGUGUGUGUGCGCGUGCAAGUAGAAAAAAACAUGUUGACUCACCCUACUUGUAGAGAAACACCAAUGCCAUCCUCCUCUUUCAUGUUGAAUGAAACAGUAUAUGACUGUCAUACAUAUCUUUUAGUUUUUGUUGUCCUAUGCUACCUGGCUAAAAUGCUUGCUCGCUAGCCUAACUACCUUUCAUGGGCAACGAUGCGCCAGGCCAGCUAGUUAACAUUAGCCUACUGCAUCUAGCUACAUGAUGAACGUCCAUCCUCUCAGGCCAGGGGUGCAAUGUAUGAAUUUAUGGUUGGAUCCGAAUCGCUGUUAUAAUCAUUGGCCAGUACUGAGAAUUAAGUAAAUCUACAAGUCCAAAUCCCUAUCUCCAUCCAUGGCUAAUUUAGGACAGGGCUGAUUAUAGCUAGCUAGCUAGCCACCGGAGGACAACAACACAAUGAGAUGCAACAAUUCAUUUUUUAUUUUUAUUUUUUUAGAUGCAACAAUUCAAUUCACAAUGCAUCCCUGACCACAGCCUGAAGUGGUCAGCCAGAUCUGAACACAAUCAGACCACAAAGCGACUUUUGUGCGUUAGACCCGUCUUUUCAAUGCUAUCUUCAUAUUCUGAUAGCAGAAGUCGUAGGUAGGUGUCAAGUAUAGACACGACCUUGGAGAUCGACCAGUCGAUCACAAUCGACCAUUUGGUGACCAUCUAUGGUUUUGUGAGCAUCAACCGUUUGGUUAUCCACUAUCAUAGAAUUAAGGUGGGUCCUGCCUAGACAAACUCUACAACAUUAUAUGCUGGCCAUGUCAAGAUUGUAAACUUACAGGAAUUGGAUGACAUCAGUGCCACAUUGACAGUAAUUUACAGUAAUUGGACGAUAUCAGUGCCCCAUUGACAGAGACUGGACUGGACUACAGACACAAGUCGCUAAUGUUCACAUGAUGAGGUAGCCUAGUCUGCAAACUUCAAGAUCAGUGUCUGCCCUCAACCCAACAUAAAAUGUCCUCUAAUGGUCUAAUAUGUUGUUUUUUCCCGUGGGAGACCCGGGUUCAUAUCCUGCAUGUUACAUAUAGACUCCAUUGGCUAGGCAGAAUGGCAUGCAUGGGCUAGUUGCUCUGGCUAUCUGUAGCUCUGUGUACAAGUGGAGCUGAGGUGGUUCAGUAAACUGUGCUUGCAUGGUGAGUGAUCUGAUCUGAGACCUGAAGACCCGAGCCUUUAGGUCCGUGGACUAACAUGGCCUUGAUGUGUAUUGACAACCCAGGUUUGACUCACAGGUGGUCCUCCAGACUGCUAGGGUGGCCAAGCAAAACAGGCAGCUGAGCUAGACAAGCCUAUAUGCAAGGACAUUGAAUAAUGAUGAUGAUGAUGAUGAUGAUGAUGAUGAUGAUGAUGAUGAUGAUGAUGAGAAGGAUGAGGGUGAUAAGGAUGUUUAAAGACUUUCCAUAUAAAAUUCAUUUCACAGUUCAUCACAAGUUACAUUUCCUGAUUUUUCAUAACCAUCACUGAUGAUGGAAAAUAUGCUUCCAGGAAACAUGCCUUUGGCUCUUUUUGAUUCUUAUUAUUAGUUCCAUACAAUGCACAUGAUGUCCUAAUUAUGGUGAUGGAUGUAUCUGGAAUGUGUAAGGACAGGUUUACAGUGAAACUUGAGUUCAAGGAAGUAGUUUUACACCAACAAGAGGCUAUAAAGUUGGUGUAGGUUAAAGACAGUGAAGGGGUGGUUUCUUUAGUUGCCUUGGAGACGGGGGUGGGGCCGUAAGUAUUUGGAGUGAGAGGUUUUACACAGUUUCAUUUGGAUUUUACACUGAACUAGGCUACAUAGCAUAGUACCAGCGAAAACGACCGACCGUCGCCCUGAACACUAUCCAGUUAGGACAAGACAAUCAGAACCAUGUGUGGUAAGAACGGAAAGCCUACAUCUAAUCUAGAUAACCAGGAGACAAAUGAUGCAUUAUGCAUGACAAGCAGUAGCCUAAAGUAGGCUCGUUAUGUAGGGCCUAUUGGAAUCGUACAAUAGUAUUUGCUAUGUUGUUUUGUAAUUUAAAACCAGUCCGUUGGGAGCCAUACCAAGGCAAACAGUUUUUGUGUGUAUGUCACCUGACACUGUGUCAAUGAGGUGCCAUCCUUGUAGGCAAUUUACAUGUCAGCGUAGGCCAAUUACAUAUACAUAAAUAUAAACCUAGAUUAUAUAUAAAUAUAACUUGUAUUAUUUCUAGUAAUAACCAAAUAGGUUAUCAGUGUUCUGCAGCGGUCCAUAUCUUGGUUGCACUCCGAUCCAUCCGCUGUAGACAAUUAACAUGCCAGUCUCAUGGCAUGCUCUGAGCUGCUACGUGUCAAUGUAGCUCCUUGGAGUAUUAAUGACAGGUCUGGCAACAUUUUAGGCUAUGACAGGUCGGGAAAAAUUGUUUUAUGAUCAGGUUAUGAUGAUAGGCUACAUCAAUAUGAUACCAUCAGACAUCAAUAUGAUACCAUCAGCCCAGGAGCUUCAUCCUCAAAUAUCCAAUUUAACGAAAUUUAGGCUAUGCUUAAAUAUGUACUCUCAUCCGAGUCGUUGGACUCUAAGCCUAUUCACAUUUCUGUUGCUUAAAUGUGAUUAUGCAUUAUCAAAAAAUAUAUGAUUGUAUGCUAUUUAAAUGCUUUUAGUUUUAGGGUUUUAAUAGUAAAUAUUUGCAUCGAGCUGAAGCAAUCCAAGCAAAGCUUUACAGCCAACUGUAAAUGUAAGUCGGCCAGUUUCUUCCUGGCAUCUCCGACUGUAAAUCUAGGUCUGUUAGUUUCUUCACCGCAUCUCCUCCGGCCCCGGCCUAAAGUUAGCCUACCUGGUCGAGGCGGACACUGCGCGCAAUGUGCUCCUCUCAAUGGCCACAUGUGUUGCACAUACUGGGACCAUUAAUUGCACACGUCACAAACAUUUGAGCCGCUCUCCAGAGGAUAAUGUGUCAUUAGCUUUUUAUCAGAAACCUUAGUAGGCUACACUGUAAUGGAUAUUUAAUUAAAAACUCGGUCAUGUUGCGCAUUAUAUCCCAGUCAGACAGCCCCAAAUGUUCUGUAAACACCAGCUGGAGAGGCUCAUACGAAAUCAAAACAAAAAGGCAGUGACUUUGUCAGCUACAGAGUCAGUGUCCACAGAAUUUCCUCAAUACCAUACAACAGUGAAUAAUCAGUGUGUCAUCGGUCCUUGUACCUCCAGUCUGGCAUCAAUCACUAUCAACAGAUAUGAGAAUAAUUCAUUACAAGUCUAUUGACCAUCAAUCCGCACCUUGAGUGUCACAAAAACUUCAAUAUGCUAAAGAUUGUGUUGAUCACUCUAAAUCUAAUUCCAGCAUUGCACUCAUGCAUUGUAAACGCUGAUGAUUAAUUUGCACCACUAUGAGUUUCCCAUGAGUGGCUUUUUUAUUGCCAAAGCUUUGACUAUAUGAUUCCAUAAUUUCUCCAGUUGGACACGGAUUAGUUCAUUGAUAUACACAGUUAAUUAUAUAUUAUGAUUAAUGUCUAAGCUGUCCCAGUUGGCCAUGUCAGUAACCUAUCAGCGUAGGACACUGUCUCCAUGUUCACAGCACAUUAUAGAGGAUCAUAUUCCUAAACACAGGAAUAGAGAAUUAUGAACAACAACAAACAACUGUUGGGCUACUGACUUUGCAGUAUAGUACUUGCCUCCUCAACGGUUUUCUAGACCAUAGUCUAGUACUGAAUGGAUAGUAUACAUUACACCUACACACUGCUCAAGUCUUUCAGUGAAAGAACUCAUAAAACAGCUCGAGUUGAAUGUGAAGAUAGACUGAAAGAGAGGGUGAAAUAAGUAGAUAAGACUCUCUCUCUCUCUCUCUCUCUCUCUCUCUCUCUCUCUCUCUCUCUCUCUCUCUCUCUCUCUCUCUCUCUCUCUCUCUCUCUCUCUCUCUCUCUCUCUCUCUCUCUCUCUCUCUCUCUCUCUCUCUCUCUACCUCAUUGCAGGGAUCUUUGCCUACCUGAAUUACUGUGUGCCUCGCACCAGAAAGGAGAUAUUUGAGACACUGGUGAAGGGACUGCAGAGGCUGGAGUACAGAGGCUACGAUUCAGCAGGUAUGGCCCUGGUUAUCACCCUGAACACACACACAACAGAUCCCUCACACUAAAGCCCACAGAGCACCACUCCCGCACCUGCAUCUCACUAUGUUUUAUCCAGUCUUACUGUGGAACUGCACAGGCAGUGUACGGCUUAUAGCACUGUCAGUACACUGUAAAACCCCAGUGACUAGUUAUUCCUUCACGAUGUGCUUCGGGGCGGUUAAACAGUGAGAAUAUUGAUACAGAGACUCUGUGUGGUGAUACUGAAGGUAUGAUAUCUAAUCACUUACAGCUGACCUGGCUUAAGGAAGCUGAGUGCUGCCGGAUACUGUCAGUUAUCAUCCCGAUGAGUGCAUUGUCCUGCUAUGUUGACAUGCAGGUACUGUUGAAGCAGGUAUACACAUGUGAUCACAUGCUCCAUGUGAAACUGGGUGUGGACACCCCAUUUAGCUGGCGUACCAGUGGGCAAAAGGUAGCUCUAAUACCUUAUUACCACCUAUCUGAUCCUUUGGGUAGUAGGAUCUUGGCUACGGCUAGGGGUUGAUUUUGGGACAGGGCAUCGGUCAGCAGUGUUCAGAUAAAUGAGAUGAGGUGAACCCAGAAAGCAAAGAAGGCAGUGGUAGAGAGUCCUGAACAUGUGAGGAUAGAAUCUGUUGCCCUAUUCCUGUUCUGAGCCUCACCAUACACCAAUGAUAUCUGCCUCACUGAUAUUUACUAUUGCUUUGGCAUUUCUCCAAUGGUAAAUUCUACACACGCACACACACACACACACACACACACACACACACACACACACACACACACACAUACAGUGCCUUCAGAAAGUGUUCACACCCCUUGACUUCCACAUUUUGUUGUGUUACAGCCUGAAUUUAAAAUGGAUUAAAUUUAGAUUUUGUGUCACUGAUCUACACACAAUACCCCAUAAUGUCAAAGUGAAAUUAUGUUUUUCGAAAUGUUUUCAAAUUAAUAAAAAAUGAAAAGCUGAAAUGUCUUCAGUCAAGACAUUGUUAUGGCAAGCUUAAAUAAGUUCAGGAGUAAACAUUUGCUUAACAAGUCACAUAAUAAGUUGCAUGGACUCACUCUGUGUGCAAUAAUAGUGUUUAAUAUGAUUUUUAAAUGACUACCGCAUCUCUGUACCCCACACAAACAAUUAUCUGUAAGGUCCCUGAGUCGAGCAUUGAAUUUCAAACACAGAUUCAACCACAAAGACCAGGGAGGUUUUCCUAUGGUUCGCAAAGAAGGGUACCUAUUGGUAGAACGGUAAAAAAUAUAUAUACACCCAGUCACUACAAAGGUACAGGUGCCCUUCCUGAAUCAGUUGCCGGAGAGGAAGGAAACCGCUCAGGGAUUUCAGCAUGAGGCCAAUGGUGAUUUUAAAACAGUUACAGAGUUUAAUGACUGUGAUAGGAGAUAACUGAGGAUGGAUCAACAACAUUGUAGGUACGCCACAAUACUCACAUAAAUUACAGAGUGAAAAGAAGGAAGCCUGUACAUAAUACAAAUAUUCCAAAACAUGCAUCCUGUUUGCAAUAAGGCACUAAAGUAAUAUUGGAAAAUAUUUGGCAAAGAAAGGAACUUUUUGUCCUGAAAACAAAGCGUCAUGUUUGGGGAAAAUCCAACACAACCCAUCACUGAGUACCAGUCUUCAUAUUUUCAAGAAUGGUGGUGGCUGCAUCAUGUUAUGGGUAUGUUUGUCAUCUGCAAGGACUAGGGAGUUUUUAGGAUAAAAAUUAACGGAAUAGAGCUAAGCACAGGCAAAAUCCUAGAGGAAAACCUGGUUCUGUCUGCUUUCCGAAACUGGGAGACAAAUUUCAGCAGGACAAUAACCUAAAACACAAGGCCAAAUAUACACUGGAGUUACUUACCAAGACGACAUUGAAUGUUCCUGAGAGGCCUAGUUACAGUGUCGACUAAAAUCGGCUUGGAAAAUCUAUGGCAGAACUUGAAAAUGGCUGUCUAGCAAUGAUCAACGACCAACUUGACAGAGCUUGACAAAGUUUUUAAAGAAUGGGCAAAUAUUUUACAAUCCAGGUGUGCAAAGCUCUUAGAGACUUACCGAGAAAGACUCACUGCUGUAAUUGCUCCUAAAGGUGAUUCUAACAUGUAUUGACUCAGGGGGUUGAACACUUAUCUAAUCAAGAUACAUUAGUGUUUUAUUUUCCAUUAAUUUAAACAAAUAUAAAAACGAAUAUUUGAAAAUAUAGUAUUUUGUGUAGAUUGUUGACAAAAAAUGUAAUAGAUUUUAAUCCCACUUUGUAACACAACAAAAUGUGGAAAAAGUCAAGGGUGUGAAUACUUUCUGAAGGCGCCGUACACACACACAUACACACACACCCUUGUGACUUACGUGAGCUGGUUGAUAUUCACAGGGAUUCCACAGUAAUCGUCUCUUUCCUCUGAAAUUACAAUUUAACUCUUCCCUGAAUGAUCUCACAUUUAAGUGUUUUAAAGGCAUUAAAGAUGCGUUAUAAAGGUUUUGUAUAAUUUCAGCCAGUAGUUUUGAAAGUAGUGCUCACGAGCCAAAAACAUGUCCCCGAAAAUGGUGUACUACGUCAUCCAUUUCAUAUAAUAUGUGACGUCCUGCAAAAAAUAAAUAUAUAUAUUUAGCAAUUCGUAUGAUAUUGUUACAAAUCCAAUUUGUACAAUAUGUUAUGAAUUUGAUGUUCUUAAGAUCUUAUUGGGCGGCAGGUGGCUUAGUGGGUAAGAGCGUUGUGCCAGUAACCGAAAGGUUGCUGGUUCUAAUCCCCGAGCCGACUAGGUGAAAAAUCUGUCGAUGUGCCCUUGAGCAAGGCACUUAACCCUAUUUGCUCCUGUAAGUCGCUCUGGAUAAGAGCGUCUGCUAAAUGACCAAUUAUUAUAUUAUUAUAAUUAUUAUUAUUCAAUCUCUUUAUUUGAGCGUUUCAUAUGGAUUAGGAUGGAUUUGGAGUCUUUCAAACAAGCUUUCAAAUUGGACAUGAAUACUGCCUCAGUUGAUGUUGAACUGAUUCAUUGACUGGCCUUGCAGCCUACUAGCUAGCAAGUUUAGCCUUCAUUGACGAUGAUUGGUUUAGGAUUUGUAUUGGUAUACAUUUGCCUCAGUAGUUUUUCUCUCUGGUCUCAGGCAUCGCUGUGGAUGGUGACAAAAACACAAUGACAGAUGACAUCAACAACAACAUCGUUCUCAUUAAGAAGAAAGGCAAAGUCAAGGCCCUGAAUGAAGAGCUCUACAGUAGGUCUCAUGGAUACAUCCUUUCUCUCAUUUCCCCCAUCACAUUCCUCUCCUCCAGCGGCAGAUAUGUGUUUCCGAAGAAUCCCAUGGCCUGUACCUCUUUCUUCUUGAUGACUCCUUUCUUUUUCGGCCUCAGGACACUUCUAGUGCACUUCUCUCCCUCUUCUAUUUCUCCUCUUCUAUUUCUCUUCUUCUCUGUCCUAACCAAAUACCUCUUUAAUGAAAGAGGGUACAGUGUAGGGUUACGGUAUGGGUGGAAGGGUUAUGGUAAGACAUUGAGCUCGGCUGAAUUACCAGACUCGUAGGCAGUCCUCUGUCAGCUUUACCCUAUCACUGUACCCAUUAUUGACUGAUCUUAAAUCUGAUCAUGUCACUGUUCAAUCAUUGAUAGAAUACCUUUGUUCUUAUUGUUGAUCAGUGCUUGAUGUGUUUUUGUGAUCAGAGAAAGACUGCAUGGAUCUGGAGGCGGAGUUGGACACACACUUUGGCAUGGCUCACACACGCUGGGCCACACACGGAGAACCCAGCGCCCUCAACAGCCAUCCCCACCGCUCCGACAAGAACAAUGGUAACACACAAUCACCUGUGUACACACACACACCGUUCAUACCUGCACACAACAUACAGUGCAGACAUACACACCAACCCACUGCUCUGUCAUGGCUUUGACAUAGUUCUCUGGUUAAUGGAGGUAUCAUGAGUCAGGUGAGCUGGCUUUUGUUCUGGUUACUGAUUGGCUAGAUAUCUCAAAAUGUAAAACACACCUAGCAUACUGUGACCAGCCCAGGUCUCCCCUCAGCUCUCUCUUAAAGGGUGUGGGAGGCUUGGGUGUGGGAGGCUUCAGUGUGGGAGGCUUCAGUGAAAGGAGUAUUUACAUACAUGCAAAUGAUAGACAGAGAGAAUCAGCCUUUCACAGAGGCCGGCCAGACAGCUAAACAGACAGACAGACAGGGUCUUGUUCAGUUGACCUUAAACAUAGCUAUGUCCUUCCUCAGGCACACAUUUUCAUAUGUGUUCUUUGUGUUAAAGAUAACUAUGUUUAGAGUCAAUUUCACCUGUAUAUAUUCCAAGUUCUGACCGCAUGCCAAGGUGUGUGUGAGUGCGUCAGGACUCAGGGUACACCGCUUAACUAUGCAGUCAGGCAGAAAUGACAGGAAUUGCUGUUAAGAUACACUACAUGACCAAAAGUGUGUGGACACCUGCUUGUCGAACAUCACAUUCCAAAAUCAUGGGCAUUAAUAUGGAGUUGGUCCUCUCUUUGCUGCCAUAACAGCCUCCACUUUUCUGGGAAGGCUUUCCACUAGAUGUUGGAACAUUGCUGCGGGGACUUGCUUCCAUUCAGCCACAAGAGCAUUAGUGAGGCCAGGCACUGAUGUUGGGCGAUUAGGCCUGGCUCGCAGUCGGCGUUCCAAUUCAUCCCAAAGGCUUGUGUGCAGCUGCUCGGCCAUGGAAACCCAUUUCAUGAUGCUCCCGACUAACAGUUAUUGUGCUGACGUUGCUUCCAGAGGCAGUUUGGAACUCGGUAGUGAGUGUUGCAACCGAGGACAGACCAUUUUUACAUGCUACGUGCUUCAGCACUCAGCGGUCCCGUUCUGUGAGCUUGUGUCCCUACCACAUCGCGGCUGAGCCGUUGUUGCUCCUAUACAUUUCCACUUCACAAUAACAGCACUUACAGUUGACCGGGGAAGCUCUAGCAGGGCAGGAAUUUGACUAAUUGACUUGUUGGAAAGGUGGCAUCUUAUGACGGUGCCACGUUGAAAGUCACUGAGCUCUUCAGUAAGGCCAUUCUACUGCCAAUGUUUGUCUAUGGAGAUUGCAUGGCUGUGUGCUCGAUUUUAUACACCUGCCAGCAAUGGGUGUUGAUGAAAUAGCCGAAUCCACUCAUUUGAAGGGGUGUCCACAUGCUUUGGCCAUGUAGUGUAUGUUAAGAGGAUUUCCUGACUGAUUUCUCGCUGUCUCUAUUUCCUGACUGAUUUCUCGCUGUCUCUAUUUUCCCUCAGAGUUUGUUGUCAUCCACAACGGCAUCAUCACCAACUACAAAGAGUUAAAGAAGUACCUGGUAAGACAAGUCCUACUCUAUCUCUCCACUCCCCUUUCUGUAUUUCUAUAGUUGUACUCUAUUUCAGUAUAAAUUACUCCACCGUAAAGAUCAGCCUGUUUUGGGUCACACCCUUGGUAAAGAUCCGAGAUAUGAUCAGAAGUGUUAUAGGAUUUCAAGUCUUCUGUCAUCCAUUGCCUUUGACGAUCUUAGGCCUGGGUCCUUUGUUUUGGGCUUUUUGACCGAUGACUGUUGCACUAUUCUACACAUCAUUUACAUUUACGUAAUUUAGCAGACGCUGUUAUCCAGAGCGACUUACAAAUUGGUGCAUUCACCCUAUAGUGGGAUAACCACUUUACAAUUUAUUUAUUAUUAUAUUAUUUUUUUAUUUUUUUUUGGGGGGGGGGGUAGAAGGAGUGCAAGUGAUUUGAAAUGGCAUUGACAAAGUGGCAAUGGGCAAUGUUUGCUUAGGCCAACUUGUGGAAAUCAUACAGCGCACCUUUUUUCUUCUGAGUCAGCUUGCCUUUUGUCUGUCUGGUUUUGUCAGUCCAGUUUAGCUGGUUCUGCCCAGUUAGCACAUAACGUUCUGAGAACCAUAUGUUUCUUAGAGCUUGGUGAGAGCAUGGUUAUCCUAUGGUUAUUUUGCAUACAACCUUCCCACAACUUUCUGGGAAUGGUGCAUGAUAGUUGCUUGGCUUUGGAACAUUCCAUUUUCUUGGUAUUUCAUUACUUAAACAUGGUUACAUUUCAUUUACAUUUUGGUAAUGUUCUAGGAACGUUCUCCAACUGGUUUGACAUUAGGAAUGUUCUCAAAUAUUUCAGAGAAUGUUAAGAAAUAACGUUCUUCUGUGGGAAUUUCAGUACUUUCACAGAACAUUCCACACAAGUUCCCAUGUGGUUCUAUUUAAUGUAAUAUUUUUACUACAUUCUGGGAAAGUUAUAAAGAAUUGUAUGACUUAAGCAAUGUUCUCAGAACGUUCAGAUAAUGUAUGGUUCUCUUUUGGCAAUAUUCUGGGAAUGUACAAAAAAGAAGGAAAUUGUACACAUUAACAUCAAUUAACUCUAAAUUCCGUUCUCAGAACGUUAAGAAAACUUUCCAUUAAAAACACAAGAAAAAUGUAGUAACGUUCAGAAAACAUUCUAAGAAUGUUAUUUAAAAACAUAUACAUUUGGUUCUCAGCAUCAACCAAAAUCUCUCUAUCCUCUAUCUUUUUAAGUGUGUUCAGGUGUGUCGGCCGCACCCACUAAUUGGCCACACCUGAUCUUAAUGAGUUCUUGUUUCCUUUGAAAAUAGGUCUGUUUAAAUAGACUAAAAUAAACAGCUUUGUAUGGUUAAAAGAACAUGGGAUGCUAUCUCCAUCAUGGUGACGCAGUGGACUUGGAUAGAGAACAGAAGAUCAUAGGUUUGAUUCUCACUGAUGCCGUGUCACAAUACGACUAAUGCCUAAGGAAAUUAAUGUGUCCUAUCUGUGCUUGGAGUUAAAAAAAGUUAACCCAAAAUAAGCUAGCAGUGUUAGUAAAAGCCUUAUUGAAACAUUUUGUGAAAGUUUUAAGGAAGUUUUUCAAACUCGUCCAAAAAACCUAUAUUUUCCGUUCUCAAAGCGUUAAUAAAACCUCCCAUGAAAGCUUUGAAAGGAACCAGAGUAAAACGUUCUCAGAACCAACAUUUUCACUUCUGUUCUUAGAACAUUUAAAAAACGUUAUGUUUUACUGGUCAGGAAACUUUUGGCUUCGAUCCCACAACCAAUGUGAAACCAAAAACAUUAGUUCCCACAACUUCCAAGGAACCAAAUGUGCUAGCUGGGUGCCUUCUCCUCCUUAACUAUAAUGGGUAUAAAUAGAUGACUGUACUUACCUCAUCUUAGAUCUGUUUGUGCUGUAGCCAACUCCUCUGACUAUUGGUGUUAUGCUAGCAGAGUUAUUAUGCUAGCUAAUGCACAUGUAUUUAACCUUUAUUUAGGCAGGGAGUCCAAUUGAGACCAAGGAAGCCUUGCAUGAAAAGCCCAGCAAUUACACAAUAAAAGUUAGAGGCAUAUCAGGGAGUGCUGCUUCAGUAAGCUUGUAAAAUUCAUUCUGAUCCCCACCCUCUUUCAGAACUCCAAGGGCUAUGAGUUUGAGUCAGAGACCGACACAGAGGUCAUCCCUAAACUGAUCAAAUACGUUUACGACAACCGAGAGAGAGAAGACCUGUCCUUCUCUACGCUGGUGGAGAGAGUCAUUCAACAGCUGGUGAGUACUGGGACACUCAAUCAAUACAAUUUAUUUAUAAAGCCCUUUUUACAUCAGCAGAUGUCACAAAGUGCUUAUACAGAAACCCAGCCUAAAACCCCAAACAGCAAGCAAUGCCGAUGUAGAAGCACGGUGGUUAGGAAAACCUCCCUAGAAAGGCAGGAACCUAAGAAGAAACCAGGCUCUGAGGGGUGGCCAGUCAUCUUCUGGCUGUGCUGGGUGGAGAUUAUUAGAGUACCUGGCCAUUAAGGCCAGAUCGUUCUUUGACCAGCAGGGUCAAAUAAUAAUCACAAUGGUUAUAGAGGGUGCAACAGGUCAGAACCUCAGGAGUAAAUGUCAGUUGGCUUUUCAUUGCCGAGCAUUCAGAGGUCGAGCCAGCAGGUGCGGGAGAGAGGGAGAGAGGGAGGGAGGGAGGGAGGGAGGGAGGGAGGGAGGGAGGGAGGGAGGGAGGGAGGGAGAGAGGGAGGGAGAGAGAGAGGGAGAGAGAGAGAGGGUUGAAAACAGAAGGUGCGGGAGAGAGAGAGAGAGAGAGAGAGAGAGAGAGGAGAGAGAGAGAGAGAGAGAGAGAGAGAGAGAGAUAUAUGAAAACAGCAGGUCCAGGACAAGGUAGCACUUCAGGUGGACAGAACAGCAGAAACUGGAUCAGCAGCAUGACCAGGUGGACUGGGGACGGGGACAGCCAGGAGUCAUCAGGCCAGAUUGUCCUAGGGCUCAGGUUCUCCAGGAGUGGAGAGAGAGAGAGAGAGGGAGAGGGAGAUGGGAGAAUUAGAGGGAGCAUACUUAUGUUCACACAGGACACCAGAUAAGACAGGAGAAAUACACCAGAUAGGAUAGACUGACCCUAGCCCCCCGGCACAUAGACUAUUGCAGCAUAGAUACUGGAGGCUGAGACGGGGGGGUCGGGGGUCACUGCAGCCCCGUCCAACGGUACCCCUGGACAGGGCCAACCAGGCAGGAUAUAACCCCACCCACUUUGCCAACACCUACUGUACUACUAUAUUGUUACUAUAGUACUACUACGGUACUACUACUACUGCUGCUACUACUACAACUACAUUUUUAGAUUUUAGUCAUUUAGCAGACGCUCUUAUCCAGAGUGACUACAAUUAGUGCAUUCAUCUUAAGAUAGCUAGGUGAGACAACACAUCACAAUCGUAUCAAGUAGAUUUCCCUCAACAAAGUAUUUAACAGCAAAGUCAGUGCUAGUGGGAAAAUAAAUGUUUAUGUUUUUUAUUUUCUGUUUGGGGGGGGUGUCGGAGGCGCCGUGAGAGUUAUUUAAAGUACUCUUCAAAGACUACUAGUACGCCGACAACGACUACUACUGCGGCUGCUGCUGCUGCUGCUACUAUUACUACUAAACAAAAAUGAAUUGCUUAACAAAAUGACAAAGCAUCCCCUCAGAUUCACAUCUGGCCCUAUGAUGAAUGCCAUCUCUGAAACAGCAUUGUAAGGGAGUGUUUUCAACAACAGAGCAACAAUCUCCCCCAGUUCCCCUUCAUCAUACCAUAGCCCUGUCCUGUGGCUCUGUGUCAUAGAGUGGGUCAUUGAGUCCAGUCGGGCCUAAAAUCUGACCGCCCUCCCAUCUCUCUCCGUUCAGCCCAGUAUGACGUUACCUCACUUUCCUUCCCAUUAAUAGUGUUACACCAUCACCAAAACAGUCACCAUGGCAACCAACCCAGCAACAUCUUUAGUGACAUCAUGAUCUGUAUAUCUGGUGACCAGGAGCGAGACACUUUUUCAAAUCACUUUUGUACCAACUAGAACUAGAUUGCUAACUAGUCUCGCUCAGUUCUUCACACACUCUUGUUGUUGAGUUUGGUCUUAUUGGAGCCAGUCCUAUCUCAGCCCCAUCUCCCGUCUCCCUGGCUCACUGUAAAAGCUCUGAGAAGAACACAGAGGAUGAAGUGUACAGCUUCACUGGGUUUGGGCUAAUAGGAACCAGACCAGAGCAGAACCCUUACAGCCUAAAGACCAUUGCUCCUUCCCCUCCUCUCUCCUCCAUCUCUCUCCCACUCUUGGCGAGAGUGCUGGCAGUAUGUUGGAAACAGAGCUGAUUUUAUACAAUAGGGGUCUUAUUCCCCCUAACUUCCCUGAACAUCCCCCCCCCAUCCCUCCUACACAUCCCCACUACUACCCUCCACGAGGGGGAACACAGAUGGAAAGACUGUCUCCAAAAAGAAACAGGGAAUUUGAAUGUUGUUUUGUAAGGUCACUGUCGGUCUGUUCGACUGAAACUGUCCUCUACAUUUUCCUUCGUUGUAUUUCUUCUUUGUACAAUUCCUUCUCAUCUUCAUCCUUCUCCUCUUCCUUGUCAUGUUCGUCGUCAUCAUCAUGGACCUUAACAGACAUGUUUGUAUUCUCUCCUCUUCGUCACCCUGUCUUAGGAGGGGGCCUUCGCUCUGAUGUUUAAAAGCCGUUAUUUCCCCGGAGAGGCGGUAGCCACCAGGUCAGUAUCUAUGUCCACUCACACACACAUCUCUGUCCGUCUGGCCUAUGCCAUGACCACACACAUCUCUGUCCGUCUGGCCUAUGCCAUGACCACACACAUCUCUGUCCGUCUGGCCUAUGCCAUGACCACACACAUCUCUGUCUGUCUGGCCUAUGCCAUGACCACACACAUCUCUGUCCGUCUGGCCUAUGCCAUGACCACACACAUCUCUGUCCGUCUGGCCUAUGCCAUGACCACACACAUCUCUGUCCGUCUGGCCUAUGCCAUGACCACACACAUCUCUGUCCGUCUGGCCUAUGCCAUGACCACACACAUCUCUGUCCGUCUGGCCUAUGCCAUGACCACACACAUCUCUGUCCGUCUGGCCUAUGCCAUGACCACACACAUCUCUGUCCGUCUGGCCUAUGCCAUGACCACACACAUCUCUGUCCGUCUGGCCUAUGCCAUGACCACACACAUCUCUGUCCGUCUGGCCUAUGCCAUGACCACACACAUCUCUGUCUGUCUGGCCUAUGCCAUGACCACACAUAAGUCUGUCUGGCCUUCACACACUAAAGUAUGAAACAUUACUAAAACAACAUAAUCAUUCCAACUAAAACAACAUAAUCAUUCCAGGACAUCAGACUGCUAAAUAGUCACCACUAGCCUUAUCUUAGCUCAUUGGUCACCAUAGCAACACCCACCCGUAGUCUGCGCUCUAGCGGGUAUAUCUCACUGGUCAUCCCCAAAGCCAACACCUCCUUUGGCCGCAAUUCCUUCCAGUUCUCUGCUGCCAAUGACUGGAACAAAUUGCAAAAAUCUCUGAAGCUGGAGACACUUAUCUCCCUCACUAACUUUAAGCAUCAGUUGUCAGAGCACCUUACCGAUCACUGCACCUGUACACAGCCCAUCUGAAAUUAGCCCGCCCAACUACCUCAUCCCUAUAUUGUUAUUUAUUUUUGCUCAUUUGUACCCCAGUAUCUCUAUUUGCACAUCAUCUCUUGCACAUCUAUCAUUCCAGUGUUAAUACUAAUUGUAAUUAUUUUGCACUAUAGCCUAUUUUAUUGCCUUACCUCCAUAACUUGCUAAAUUUGCACACACUGUAUAUAUAUGUAUUUCUGUUGUAUUUUUUUUUUUUGACUUUGUUUUGUUUUACCCCAUAUGUAACUCUGUGUUGUUGUUUUUAUCGCACUGCUUUGCUUUAUCUUGGCCAGGUCGCAGUUGUAAAUGAGAACUUGUUCUCAACUGGUUUACCUGGUUAAAUAAAGGUGAAAUAAAAAAUAAAAAAAUAGCCGGCCUCCGCCCAGUACUCUACCCUGUACCAUAGAGACUGCUGCCCUAGUCAUUGAACACUGGUCACUUUAAUAAUGUUUACAUAGUGUUUUACCCACUGCAUAUGUAUAUACUGUAUUUUAGUCAAGGCUCAUCCUAUAUAACUACUGCUGUAAACACAUGUUCUAUUCCUAUACUGUCCAUAAUGUCUAUACACACCAUAUUAUACAUACAGUAUAUAUUUAUAUUGCUCGUUCUAAUAUUUCUAUCUUUCUUAAUUCAUUUAUUUUUAUUUAUUGGAUUUGCAUAUAUCGUUUUGUAUUGUUAGGUAUUACUGCACUGUUGGGAACAUAAGCAUUUUGCUACACCCGCGAAAACAUCUGCAAAAUGUGCGUACGCGACCAAUAACAUUUGAUUUGAUUUGAAAGGAUCAACACCCAUUGGCAUUGACUCAUCGUCUCAGCUAUUGCCACAAUAAAACAAUAACAGCCUGACUCUAUAUAGCCCUAUAUUGAUCUUCAGACUGUGUGUCUCUGCCAAGCUUCUAUUCCCUCUAAUUAAUGCAUCAGCUAUGAUGACUGGAAGUUGCAACAGUCAUGGCUGAUGGUAAAGGGGUGGAAGUGUGGGGUGGGUCUCUGUGUGUGUACUCUUGCAUGCCUGCAUGUGUGUAUUCAAGCUUGUGUUUGUUAGUUUGUGUGCAUCGUGCAUGCUUAUGUAUGUAAGUGUGUGUGGUACAGAGAAGCAUUGCUGCAGUGUGUGUGAGACCCAGGCAGAGGGGGAGAAAGAGAGGGGUGUGAUCCAGGUUCAGUCACUCCUUGCUGGGGCUCUCUAGGGCUGGCCUCCUGCCUGGCUCUUCUCUACUCUUUGUGACUCAUUGAAGGAAGACUAUGCUCUGUUUCCUCUUGCUGCUUAGGAAAAAACCCUGGCCAGAACCAAUCAUACUCAAUCACCUCCAAUCACUUUAUUUAUUUCUCUCUGUUUCCUCGUUGGAGGGAGAGAGGGAGUGGUGAGAUGAGGGUUGUUGACCUAUGGUAAAGAGGAGGAGGGUUCCCUUUUAAUUGCUACCAUUGUUAUGCAUUUCACAUUUCUUCUGUAAGAAAUAUUUCAAUUUAGCCCUAUCUAUAUAGGCCAAUUAAGUGUAAAGGGUUAAAACAACCAGCACAGCAGUGUGCCUUCCUGCCUGAUGUCACUCUUCCCCAGCUACAGCUCCCUGCUCCCAGCCCAACGUACAGGACUGUCAGAGAAGAGAAGGAUACAGUAAACAGAGGGAAAGAAAAGAGUGUAAUUGAGAAACGUGGCUGUUUUCUCGGUUGGGAAUUACCCCAGCCAGGUGUAAGCUGUCAAGCACAACAAUGACUUAGAUAUUUAUGAUUGCAGUAUUUUUGAUGGAGUGUUAAGAGUUAUGUUUGAGUACUUUUAUCAGGUGCUUUGUGUACACACUGUCAUAGGUCCUAUUUGACACUGUAGGAAUAAAGGUGUGAGCUAUAUUCAGGUUAUGUUUGGCACACCCUCUCCCCUCACCUGUCGCGGUCACACCCAUCUGCACCUGCAUACCUGCAUCAGCCAAUCAGAGAAGCACACAUAGAGUACUGGAGAUGAGGAAGCUAGAAACAUGAGCAGGAACUGAACUCAUCCACCUGUAGGGGAGAGGGAGGAAAAGGAGCAAAAAAGUGCUAGAAAAUAAGAGAGAGACAGCAAGAGGCAGUGUGACUUCAAUGUGUGUGUGUGUGUGUGUGUGUGUGUGUGUGUGCGCGCUUGCAUUUGUGUUUGUUCUCUGAAACAAAUCUAACAAUUUCUCUCCAUCGACCCCCUCUGUCUUUCUCACGCUCGCCCUCUCUUUUCCCCUUUCUCCCCAUCCCUCUAUCCAUCCCCCUUUCUCUGUCUAUAUCCUUCAGGAGAGGAAGUCCUCUUCUCAUUGGUGUGCGGAGCAAGGAUGAGCUGCCUACAGAGCACAUUCCAAUCCAGUACAACACUGGUGAGCUCUGUUCCCCUCUAUCAGACAUGAUCACUUUACAGUGUUCUUAAACCUUUCAGUCUGCCUACUGUUCUCACAGCAACCUGACUGUGUUAUCAACCUAAAACACACCGUAUUUCAAUCAAACCACAACUGAACACCUUUGGUUACAUUAUCUUCAUGCACCGAUCUCUUAAUUUGAGAUAAGAGGGUGUAACUGACGCAUAAAUAUUGCAUAUGAGAUUUGCAUGAAAAGUUUACUUAUAUGUCUGUAGUUCAAGUCCCGAUUCAGGUCAAUAUGAAACACCCAUACAUUAUCUAAUUAACUAACCAACUCAUUAGCUAACUAACCAACCAGUCAGCUAACGUAAUGCAGUUGUUCCAAGCUAACCCCUGUCAGAGCUAUCUGUGUUCGUGAGCAGUAUCUGUAUCUGUGUCCUAACACUAACAGUAGCAGUACUUACCAUCUGGUCCAGACUAAUGGUUAUGAAAGCCUGUUCUCCUGUGUGGGAUAACAUGUAAUAAUCUAAGGCUAACCCUAAUCCUGUCAAAUCAAAUACAAAUCAAAUCAAAUUUUAUUGGUCACAUACGCGUGUUUAGCAGAUGUUAUUGCGGGUGUAGCGAAAUGCUUGUGCUUCUAGCUCCGACAGUGCAGUAAUAUCUAACAAGUAAUAUCUAACAAUUUCACAACAUAUACCCAAUACACACAAAUCUAAGAAAGGAAUGAAUUAAGAAUAUAUAAAUAUAUACAUAUAUGGACGAGCGAUGUCAGAGCGGCAUGGACUAAGAUACAGUAGAAUAGUAUAGAAUACAGUAUAUACAUAUGAGAUGAGUAAUGCAAGAUAUGUAAACAUUAUUCAAGUGGCUAGUGUUCCAUUUCUUAAAGUGGCCAGUAAUAUCUAGUCUAUGUCUAUAGGCAGCAGCCUCUAAUGUGCUGGUGAUGGCUGAUUAACAGUCGGAUGGCCUUGAGAUAGAAGCUGUUUAGAUAGGUGCUGUAGGUGUCCUGGAGGGCGGGUAGUUUGCAGACCACACCACCCUCUGGAGAGCCUUGCGGUUGCGGGCGGUGCAGUUGCCGUACCAGGCGGUGAUACAGCCCGACAGGAUGCUCUCAAUUAUGCAACUGUAAAAGUUUGUGAGGGUUUUAGGUGCCAAGCCAAAUUUCUUUAGCCUCCUGAGGUUGAAAAGGCUCUGUUGUGCCUUCUUCACCACACUGUCUGUUUUUGUGGUCCAUUUCAGUUUGUCAGUGAUGUGUAAGCCAAGGAACUUGAAGCUUUCCACCUUCUCCACUGCGGUCCCGUCGAUGUGGAUAGGAGGGUGCACCCUCUGCUGUUUCCUGAAGUCUACAAUCAUCUCCUUUGUUUUGGUGGCGUUGAGUGAGAGGUUAUUUUCCUGGCACCACACUCCCAGAGCGCUCACCUCCUCCCUGUAGGCUGUCUCGUCUCUUCAUUGUCCUGUCUGUAGCUCUGUACUACUUUGUCCUGAGGGACAGUGCAGUUCAUUAAGUGGUCCCAGUGGGACAGAGAGCCGUAGGUGUGCCAACUACCCAAUUAACACUUGGGUGUUGUGGCUUGACCAUUGAUUGGAUGUUCAGAUUACUGCACUGUUGGCGCUAGAAACAUAAGCAUUUCACUGCACCUGAUAACAUCUGCAAAAUAUGUGUACGUGACCAAUAACAUUUGAUUUGAUUGAACCACCUCAUAAGAAUUGCAUGACUAACAACAAUCACAUUCCCUUAAAUCAGACUAAUGUCUCCAAUGAAUCAACUGUUGCAUGAUUUCAUGAAACUACUCUCCAAAGAGUCAAGUCCAAAAAUGACAAGAUUCAUAUUUAAAUAUGUUUGAGAAAUCACUCUUGCUUCUUGUGGAAAUGCCAAUACUGUGUUUAACCUCUAUGGGUUAUCAUAGGCUAACGUCAUGGUCACACUCAGUUAAUAACAUACAAUUGCAAUAUAACAUUCUCAAUAUAACAUUCAAAGUUCCCUUUCUUCUAAUGAAUAGGGUGCAGAAUUCUCAUACAGUAACUAAAAUCCACACACAAUGAGUAGGACAGAUGUCUCCAAAUGAUACAUUUAAAAUAUGUAUCUUGACAUGUGUGUCACAAUAAAUCUGCCCCUUACCUACUCAUCAGUUAAUAACAGACAUGGGUUUGGUUUGUUAUGUUCUCUCUGUGUGUAUCAACUCUCUGGAGACAGAACACCCUGUAGGUAUGUUGACUGUCUUCAUCGUGUACAUAUGUUGACUGUGUCUUCAUCUGUUUACUUAACUACACUUAGAUAUAUUAUUGCAGUUUCUUGCUGGAGACUAGUGUACCUGAAGUGGGUUGGGUCCAAAGUCCAAGGCCCAAUGAGAAAGGAAUGAGGAAGACAAUGAGAUAAUGGGGAGCUUCUCUCAAUACUAUAAAGUGGGUUCCUUCGCUCUGCUCCUUUCCCUCAUCUCUUUUAAAACACAGGAUAGGUGAAAGCAACAUAGUGGAUGCCUACUGUAAAUGUGUUUUCGCCUGUGGAGUGCAGAAGAAGGAAAAGAGACAAAUAGAGAGCCUAAGGUCACUUAUCGCUAUUGGGGACUAAUACUCCUGGCCCCAUCAUGACUGUGCUAAAGGGCAAACAUCCCUCAGCUGCAUUCAGUCACCUCAUAAAUAAUAUGUGACAAAUCAAUACGGAUGGCAGUUUGAACCUUCACCUGAUUAUUCAUUCCAGAAUCUUCUGAGGUGAAGCUAUGUAACCAGAUGAUUAGCAUGUUUAUUGAUGGUCAAAGGACCCUUGGAUCAGACCCUCUGUUGUUUGUCAAUCACGAUCAUGAACUCUAAACCAACCUUGUUUUGGUUUACAAUCAUUGGGUUAAAACAGCUUUUAUCAGUUUAUGAAAAAUGUCUAAAUAUUUUAGGUGAAGAGUUCAAUUAAAGCAGAAGUGUUGAUUUCAGUGAUCCAUCUCUGGUUGUCCCAGUGCUCAGUCUGAACCAUGAACCCUAACCCCUGCCCUCUACCCCCUGCCCUCUGUCCAGUAGCUAUGUUCAAAGAGGGGGUCAAGGAGAAGAACAGCCAUAACCGGUCAGACAACUCCACUGCUGUGAAUUCUGUUGGAGACAGCAAGGCUGUGGAGUACUACUUUGCUUCUGAUGCUAGGUGAGCUGAAAGCCCUAGGUGUGUGUUUGUGCAUACGUGCACGGUGUGUGUGUGCUUGUCUCAUGCUCCUUUCUCUUCCUCCGCCUCUCGCUCUCCCUGCCCAGUGCCAUCAUAGAGCACACCAACAAGGUGAUCUACCUGGAGGAUGAUGACAUAGCAGCGGUUGUAGGGGGGAAGCUGUCCCUCCACAGGCUGAACCGCCUGGCAGGAGAGGAUCCUGUCCGGGCCAUCCAGACCCUCCAGAUGGAAUUGCAGGAGAUCAUGAAAGGUCAGAGGUUAGAGGUCAUAGGGCUCAUCGCCAUGGCAACCUAAGGGUUAAUUACGAGUAGGUUAGAGUGUCCCAGGCCCUACACACUGACCUAGGGUCAGUUCUGUAUAAGGUUAAGGUGCAAUAUUUAGGAUUUGAUGAGGGAAAGCUGAUUCUAGAUAUGUGCCUAAGUGGAGCUUAAACCUAGAGCCGGUCAGUAUCGAUAACUUCCCAAUCACACACACACGUCAAAGAUAAGAUCUAGUGUCAUACUAGUGAAACGUAGUCUGAUUUUACACAGAGAACACAUACCCAUUUGGCCACACAUACUUUACUGAAGCUGCUAUCUAUAGCUCUAAGAACACUAGAAUAAGAUCUCCCUCUGCUGACGUCAGUGAGUAGCUACGCCUGUGACCUAACCAUUGUCCCUAUUGUGUCCUUAUCUUCUCUGUGCAGGUAACUUUGAGGCAUUCAUGCAAAAGGAGAUCUUUGAGCAGCCAGAGUCUGUGUUUAACACCAUGAGGGGGCGGAUCUGCUUCGACACCAACAAAGGUAGCUUACCAUGACGAUGUCAUAUCCUGAUCCUGUCACUCCCUAUUGUUCCAGGAUGCUGAUGACACAGUGCCCUAGGCUAAAUCAAUAUUAGCACAGCAACUCUGUUUGAUGUGAAAAGUAGGCAUUGGUCUGAAGCCUAAAAAUAAAGGAAAAUCACGAGCACCACAAUGCAUACUUCACCCAUGCUCCACCAAGGUUUUCCAGCACACAACUUGGACCUACUACAGUAGCUAUGUUGGUCUAUUUAUUUACUUAACCUUUAUUUAACCAGGAAAAGCCCAUGGAGACACUGUCUCUUUUCCAACGGAGACCUGGCCAAGAAGGCAGCAACAAUCAAAUACAUUACAGAAUUAAAACUAACAACAAUACAAUACAACAACAUGAUCCAGCCUAAAAAAAGCAUUUACACUCCUCUGUAACAGUCUCCCAUCAACAUUUUAAAUUAAUUCAGUGGCACUAACAUAUCUAGAUGUAGCAUGGAUUGUAGACUAUUCCAUGCCUCUGGUGCACAAGACGAGAAGGCAGUCUUGCCUAAUACUGUAAGUGUCCUGGGGACGUUAAGUAGCAACCACCUAGCAGACCGGGUAUGGUGACUGCUAGUGGUGAAGGAGACCAGACUACAGAGGUAAAGAGGGAGUUUACCCAAAAGGGCUUUGUAGAUGAACACAAACAAAUGUAGCUUUCUGCGCAUAUAAAGUGAGGUCCAACCCACCAUUUGGUAGAAGGUACAAUGGUGGGUGAGUGACUUGGCAUUUGUAAUAAAGCGCAAGGAUGCUUGAUAAACAGAGUCCAGUCUUUGUAAGACAGAGGAGGCUGCAUGCAUAUACAACAAGUCACCAUAAUCAGUUACAGAGAGAAAAGUGGCCUGAACAAGUUUCUUUCUAGCCAUAAUCGGGAAUCAAGCCUUAUUACGAAAAUAAAAACCCAAUUUCAAUUUAAGCUUCCUCACAAGAUUAUCCAUAUGAACUUUAAAGGAAAACUUGUCAUCCAACCCUAUACCUAGGUAUUUGUAGGAUUACACUUUUUCAAUGGAUAAGCCACCAGAUGUGACAAUGCUAAACUAUUGUACUUCAAACAAUGUGUAGGCAGGUUGCGUAGGAUUCAAACCUUCUCAAACAGCCUAAUUCACACUCUUAGAUGAGGUGCACCCACAAUAAUGUGACUUGUACUGCAUACAAGGUAAAGUAUUGGAUUCCUCACACACCACACUAAGACAUUAUCCCAUCCACUACCUUUUCAAGGUUAAUUUUUUUAUAUGAAAGCAAGCUUUUGUACUUACAAGAUCAUAAGGCUUGAUUGAGCUGUUUUGUCUUGUUGUAAUACGGUGCCUGCCUGGAUUUCCUUAAAUAUUUAUUUUAGCCAAAUAUGUUCUUUGGUCAGUAGGUGCCAAACAUAAAAACAUGUCACUCAUAUAGAUAUAGAGGUCUAUAGAGCCUGUCUGCAUUCCUGAUUUAUAUAACCAUUAGCUUACCUGUGUAAUAUUGGCAUAUACUCACUUGUUUUGCCAACAUUGUUCUGUUUUAUCAAUUGCUGUGCUGAUCAAUGGGCAGUGAAUAUGUAGUCUACAGUUAUAUUUGUGUAUUUAUUUAUUUUUGCAGUAAAGAUGGUGACGCUACAAUAAUACACAUUUACAAUAGGCCUAUAUCUAAAAAUACAUACAGCCUAAUUAUAUAUAUAUAUAUAUACAGUUGAAGUCGGAAGUUUACAUACACCUUAGCCAAAUACAUUUAAACGCAGUUUUUCACAAUUCCUGACAUGUUGCUUCAAUAUAUUCACAUAAUUUUCCUUCCUCAUGAUGCCAUCUAUUUUGUGAAGUGCACCAGUCCCUCCUGAAGCAAAGCACCCCCACAGCAUGAUGCUGUCACCCCCGUGCUUCACGGUUGUGAUGGUGUUCUUCGGCUUGCAAGCAACCCCCUUUUUCCUCCAAACAUAACGAUGGUCAUUAUGGCCAAACAGUUCUAUUUUUGUUUCAUCAGACCAGAGGACAUUUCUCCAAAAAGUACGAUCUUUGUCCCCAUGUGCAGUUGCAAACCGUAGUCUGGCUUUUUUAUAGCGGUUUUUGAGCAGUGGCUUCUUCCUUGCUGAGCGGCCUUUCAGGUUAUGUCGAUAUAGGACUAGUUUUACUAUGGAUAUAGAUAAGUUUGUACCUGUUUCCUCCAGCAUCUUCACAAGGUCCUUUGCUGUUGUUCUGGGAUUGAUUUGCACUCUUCGCAACAAAGUACAUUAAUCUCUAGGAGACAGAACGCGUCUCCUUCCUGAGCGGUAUGACGGCUGCGUGGUCCCAUGGUGUUUAUACUUGCGUACUAUUGUUUGUACAGAUGAACGUGGUACCUUCAGGCGUUUGGAAAUUGCUCCCAAGGAUGAACCAGACUUGUGGAGGUCUGCAAUUUUUUUCUGAGGUCUUGGCUGAUUUUUUUUUUUUUUCCCAUGAUGUCAAGCCAAGAGGCACUGAGUUUGAAGGUAGGCCUUCAAAUACAUCCACAGGUACACCUCCAAGUGACUCAAAUGAUGUCAAUUAGCCUAUCAGAAGCUUCUAAAGCCAUGACAUAAUUUUCUGGAAUUUUCCAAGCUGUUUAAAGGAACAGUCAACUUAGUGUAUGUAAACUUCUGACCCACUGGAAUUGUGAUACAGUGAAUUAUAAGUGAAAUAAUCUGUCUGUAAACAAUUGUUGGAAAAUUACUUGUGUCAUGAACAAAGUAGAUGUCGUAACCGACUUGCCAAAACUAUAGUUUGUUAACAAGAAAUGUGUGGAGUGGUUGAAAAAUGAGUUUUAAUGACUCCAACCUAAGUGUAUGUAAACUUACGACUUCAACUGUGUAUAUAUAUAUAUAUAUAUAUAUAUAUAUAUAUAUAUAUAUAUAUAUAUAUAUAUAUAUAUAUAUAUAUACAUUGAGUAUAGCAAACAUUAGGAACACCAUCCUAAUAUUGAGUUGCAAAGUCAAGGCUUGUCAAGGCUUAAAAAUCCUUCUUUAACCUAUCUCCUCCCCUUCAUUGACACUGAUUGAAGUGGAUUUAACAAGUGACAUCAAUAAGGGACCAUAGCUUUCACCUGGAUUCUCCUGGUCAGUGUAUGUCAUGGAAAGAGCAGGUGUUCUUAAUGUUUUGUAUACUCAGUGUAUAUAUACUGAACAAAAAUAUACACUAUCGUUCAAAAGUUUGGGGUCACUUAGAAAUGUCCUUGUUUCUCAUGAAAACAUACAUGAAAUUUGUGAGUUUGAAUAGGAAAUAUAGCAAAAUUAAUAGGAAAUGUAGUCAUUGACAAGGUUAGAAAUAAUGAUUUUUAAUUGAAAUAAUAAUUGUGUCCUUCAAACUUUGCUUUCGUCAAAGAAUAGUCCAUUUCCAGCAAUUACAGCCUUGCAGACCUUUGGCAUUCUAGUUGUCAAUUUGUUGAGGUAAUCUGAAGAGAUUUCACCCCAUGCUUCCUGAAGCACCUCCCACAAAUUGGAUUGGCUUGAUGGGCACUUCUUAAGUACCAUACAGUCAAGCUGCUCCCACAACAGCUCAAUAGGGUUGAGAUCCGGUGACUGUGCUGGCCACUCCAUUAUAGACAGAAUACCAGCUGACUGCUUCUUCCCUAAAUAGUUCUUGCAUAGUUUGGAGCUGUGCUUUGGGUCAUUGUCCUGUUGUAGGAGGAAAUUGGCUCCAAUCAAGCGCUGUCCACAGGGUAUGGCACGGUGUUGCAAAAUGGAGUGAUAGCCUUCCUUCUUCAAGACUUUACCACCACCAAAGCACCCCCAGACCAUCACAUUGCCUCCGCCAUGCUUGACAGAUGGCAUCAAGCACUCCUCCAACAUCUUUUCAUUUGGUCUGCGUCUCACAAAUGUUCUUCUUUGUGAUCCGAACACCUCAAACUUCGAUUCGGCUGUCCAUAACACUUUUUUCCAAUCUUCCUCUGUCCAGUGUCUGUGUUCUUUUGCCCAUCUUUUCAUUUUAUUGGCCAGUCUGAGAUAUGGCUUUUUCUUUGCAACUCUGCCUAGAAGGUCAGCAUCCCGGAGUCGCCUCUUCACUGUUGACGUUGAGACUGGUGUUUUGCAUGUACUAUUUAAUGAAGCUGCCAAUUGAGGACCUGUGAGGAAGUCUUUUCUCAAACUAGACACUCUAAUGUAUUUGUCCUCUUGCUCAGUUGUGCAGUUUGCGCUGUUCUGUGAAGGGAGUAGUACACAGCAUUGUAUGAGAUCUUCAGUUUCUUGGAAUUUUUACUAGGAUUAAAUGUCAGGAAUUGUGAAAAACUGAGUUUAAAUGUAUUUGGCUAAGGUGUGUGUAAACUUCCGACUUCUACUGUAGUUACUGUAGUAGGUCAAUGCUGUGUGCUGGAAAACCUUGGUAGAGCAUGGGUGAAGUAGGCAUUUAAUUUUCUUUCUUUUUCAGCUUCAGACCAAUGCCAACUUCUCACUUAUUUUUUUAAAAAAUUUUUUAAUAAUGUCCAUGGUUGUUAAGGGUGAAUUAUACAAUAUUUUCACAUGCAAAGACAGAUUUUAUUAGCAACCAAAAGGCUGUAAUUGGCAUUGCUAUUCUAACUUGUAAUGCGGCCUCUGACAAAAGGUCUGGACCUUAAUGGCAUAGGUAGUGUGCUUGCAUAACUGCAAGGGUUGCUGGUUUAAACCCUGGUCUGCUGACUGUUGCCCUCUAAAAUCAGUUUUUAACUAACUAGUUUGCGACAGACUUACAUUGUAAAAUGACUUGCCAUUCAAAGCUAAGUUUUAACUAAAAGCAAAACUACUUUAUAACCGAUCAUCCUUUGAAGGUCUUAGCUCAGCCAGAAAGCUUUUGGCACAUGAGAGCGAUAAAUUAUAAAUGUAACCAAAACUGUUGCCCGUACAAACUUAUUCAGUCAGAAAGGUAGCAAGUGUAAUGGACACUUUAUGGACGUUGUAGUUGUCACGCCCGGGCUCUGGGGACACUGUUAUGUUGAGCCAGGGUGUGUAAUUCUAUGUAUUCUAUUGCUAUGUUGGGAGUUCUAGUUUGUAUUUCUAUGUUGGCCUGAGUGACUCCCAAUCAGAGGCAACGAGUGUCAGCUGGUUGUCUCUGAUUGGGAGCCAUAUUUAAACUGUCUGUCUUUCCCUUUGUGUUUGUGGUUUCUUGUUCUUAUUUGGUUUGUGUUCAACCGUAGACAUCACGUUAUCGUCUGUUGUUUUGAUCGUGUGAUCAUUCUCUAAAUAAAUAUGUUCACCUUCAACGCUGCGCAUUGGUCCUCCUCCUUAGACGAUCGUGACAGUAGUCUCGUUCUUAUCCGAUGCCUAGAUAUUGAGCUAGGUCGGGGCAACAAAUUGUAUUUUUUUACUAAUGCUAACGACCCUGUUCAAAAUCGGGUAUAUGGUUCUCGGUAACGGCCUGACGGUUCAUGACUAGAGGCAGGGAGUGUGUUGUUUACCUCCAAUCAAGGUGAUUUGCACAUUUUCAUCGACAUAUGGCUUAACCAAAGCCUAUGCGACAAUAAUUAACAGUUAUUAUGUGGAAGUAGACGUGCCACAACGUGCCACAACUGAGACGUGCCACAACUGCAAAACGUAUUUAUUUAUAAACCAAUACAAACAUCCACUUACUAUAUGACCCCCUAUCCCCCAAAACCCCUAAAUAUAUUUUUUUUAAUCAACUUUUUUAUUUAUUUUUAUUAUAUGUUAAAGCAAAAAGGUAGAAUAAACAGCUUUGGACAAAUAAAAAUAAUGUCAGCGCACUUCCAACAUAUAUUCACAUAAAACCCCUAAAUAUCUGAACAAUAUCCCUCUCACCUCUUGGCUCUAUAUGCUCAUGCUGAUGGUCUCCUCUCUCCUGUCCUGUCCUCAGUGAUCCUGGGGGGAUUGAAGGACCACCUGAAGGAGAUCAAACGCUGCAGACGCCUCAUCAUGAUUGGCUGUGGAACCAGCUUCCAUGCUGCCGUGGCUGUAAGUGAACCAACCAGAAGUGCGAUUGAGGAAGAGAAGGAGAAAGGAAAGAUAAUGAUGGUGAUGAUGAUGAUGAUGAUGAUGGUGAUGAUGAUGGUAAUGAUGGUGAUGGUGAUGACUUCUUCUCUUCCCCUUUCCCUUCACCUCUCAGACCAGACAGAUUCUGGAGGAGCUGACAGAGCUUCCUGUCAUGGUGGAGCUGGCUAGCGACUUCCUGGACCGCAACACGCCUGUCUUCAGAGACGACGUCUGCUUCUACAUCAGCCAAUCAGGUAAUGCCAUACUGCGUUGGUAGAUAGACUGCUAUUUAUAUUUUAUUGCUAGUGUUUCAUAAAACUCUAGUGUUUCUGUUAUUUAUGGUGGAGACUGUGGAUACGCUGAUAAAAGACAAUGCUAGUACAGAGACUAUAAUCUGUUGGAUAGGGGAGAAUUCUAGUGUUUGUAUGAAUGCUAAAUUGCCUCUGUCCUCUGCUCCUUCCUCCCCUCAGGUGAGACAGCAGACACCCUGAUGGCUCUGAGGUACUGUAAGGAGAAAGGAGCUCUGACGGUGGGGAUCACCAACACCGUGGGCUCCUCCAUCUCCAGAGACACAGACUGUGGGGUGCACAUCAACGCUGGCCCAGAGAUAGGGGUUGCCAGCACCAAGGCCUACACCAGCCAGUUUGCGGCUCUCAUUAUGUUUGGUCUGAUGAUGAGUGAGGACAGGAUCUCCCUGCAGGCGAGAAGGCUGGAGAUCAUCAAUGGACUCAGGAUACUCCCAGGUGAGUCUAUAAACCACAGCACCCACUGUGAUAAUGUUUAACCCAUUAUAACCUCACUAUAACCAACAUGCUAUCAUUACGACUAACACACUUUAACCAAUAUACUGCCUGAUCUCACCAGCAAAAACACCACUUUGUUGUUUUUACUAAACCUCUCUUUUUCAUCCCCUAUCUCUCUCCUCUCCCUCUCUCAGAGUUGAUCAAGAAGGUGUUGACUCUGGAUAAGAAGAUCAAGUCCAUAGCAGAUGAGCUGUAUGAACAGAAGUCUCUGCUGGUCAUGGGGCGAGGCUUCAACUACGCUACCUGUCUGGAGGGGGCACUGGUGAGGACAAAUCUAGGAUUAGUUUACCCACCCCAAAUACUAACCCUCAACCAUUAUAGGAAACAUGCAAAACUGAACUUAGGUCAGCGUCCAUCUAGGGGCAAUGUUUGGCUUUUUCUCCUCUUUUCUGCUUAUUUAUAUGCCAUUAAACAUCUAUAUAUACACACAGUAUAUGCACAUUCUGACAUGAUAAUACUGAUUAUUAUGUCAUAUGACUGAUUGAUUCUUCCCAUACAGAAAAUCAAGGAAAUCACGUACAUGCAUUCAGAGGGCAUCCUGGCUGGGGAGCUGAAGCACGGUCCUCUGGCUCUGAUUGACAAGCACAUGCCGGUCAUCAUGAUCAUGAUGAGAGACGCCUGCUACACCAAGUGUCAGAACGCACUGCAGCAAGUCACAGCCAGAUCGGUAUGUCACAUUACUCACUCACAUAGGCUGCAUUUAGACAGGCAGCCAAAUUAAUUGGUCUUUUGAUCAAUCACAUCAGAUCUUUUUACAUCAGAUAUUUUUCAGCGCUGUUCUGAUUGGUCAAAAGACCAAUUAGUGAAAAAAUAUCUGAAUUUGGCUGCCUGUCUAAACGCAACCUUAUUCAAAUAUUCAGAUACACACAACUAAAUACAAAGAACUUGCUCACGUACAGUACACUAGUGGCAUUUCAAUGUAAAAAGCCCCAUGAGCACUAACAUGUGAAGUUCAUAGGAGCAAAUCACUUUUGGUGUCAAAUGAAAGCUAAGGGUCUAUAAAAAAUUUAAAUACGGGGAAAAUGUGGAAUAAGCAAAUGCUUUGAUUACUGGUCAAACAGAUGGAAAAGGGGUCUUAGAAAACAUUUAGCAGAAAAAGUCUUAAAAGGUAUUAGAAAUACAUCAAAACACAAUACUGUUAAAGUAAAGACAGCCAACUAAUAUCAACAUUUAUAUUUGGUUUUGCAGAGAUUAUUUGCCUUCUGUAAAAAUUACAAAAACCCACAUAUCUUUAAGAUAUUUUCUAAUUUCUCUCCCUCAUGAGGAGGGAGAGUAAUGAAAGUUUCAAAGUAACAAGUGAAGCUAAACCUACCAAUGAUUUUACCAAUGAGUUUAUGAUUAGCUCCCGAGUGGCGCAGUGGUCUAAGGCACUGCAUCGCAGUGCUAGCUGUGCCACUAGAGAUCCUGGUUCAAAUCCAGGCUCUGUCGUAGCCGGCCGUGACCGGGAGACCCAUGGUGCGGCGCGCAAUUGGCCCAGGGUAGGGGAGGGAAUGGCCGGCAGGGAUGUAGCUCAGUUGAUAGAGCAUGGCGUUUGCAACGCCAGGGUUGUGGGUUCAAUUCCCACAGGGGGUAUGAAAUAAAAGUAUAAUAAUAAUGUGACUAACUGUAAGUUGCUCUGGAUAAGAGCGUCUGCUAAAUUACUAAAAUGUAAAUGAUUUAUUAAGUGAUUAAAACGCUUCAUUCUGUUACCAAAUCGGUAACAGAAUGACCAAUCAAAUCAGUAACAGAAUGUCUGCAACUGAAUUAGCUACAAUGGGAAUUCAUAAUAGUCACCUGCUACUGUCCUAUCUUCCACUGGCAUACUCUUAUGUUCAUCUCAUAACCGUUUUCUUUCUGUCGCGUGGUGGUCAUAGCAAGUGUGUGAAAAGAGUCUGGACAACCCCUCCCUCUCUCUCUCCCUGUCUCUAUCCCUGUCUCUCUCCCUGUCUCUCUCUCUGUCUCUCUCUCCUCUCUCUCUCUCUUAAUGUCACCUCUCCUGCCUCUUACUGACACCUACCCAUGAGACCCCUUUUUUCCAUUUAUUGUAACCAACCCUCUCACCCACUGAGCACAUACCGACACCAGACAUCCAUGGACGUUGAAAGUAGUUGAAAUUUGGUCCGUCUAUGUCACGCCCUGGCUCUGGGGACUCUGUUAUGUUGAGCCAGGGUGUGAAGAGUCUAUGUUUUGUGUUUCUAUGUUCAGGAUCUAGUUCAUUGUGUUUCUAUGUUGGCCGGGGUGGUUCUCAAUCAGAGGCAACGAGAAUCAGCUGUCGCUUGUUGUCUCUGAUUGGGAACCAUACUUAGGCAGCCGUUUGGGUAUUUGUGUUUGUGGGAUCUUGUUUCCGUGUUGGUGUGUGUUUGUUACCAAGGACUUCACGUAUCGUUUUGUUGUUUUGUUUGUGUGGUGAAUAUAAUAAAGUAUGUUCGCAUUCCACGCUGCGCAUUGGUCUACUCCUUUCGACGAUCGUGACAGUCUAACUCUGAACCAAUCAUAGAUGUCUGUUUCACAAGUUUGGACAGCACAGUAAAGAAAAGUAUAAUAGAGUGUAGGUCAGUACAAUACAGUACUGUACUGUAAAGUAUAGUAAAGUUUAGUACAGUACAGUACAGUACAGCACACUAGAGCAGACUAUAAUAUAAUUUACUAUAUUGUACUGUACUUUACUGUACUGAACUAUACUCUACUGUACUGUACUAAACUAUACUGUACUCUACUGUAUUGAACUAUACUGUACUGUACUCUACUGUGUUGUGCAGUGCUGUGCUGUACUGUGAUGUCUAAACUUGUGAAACAUAGACGUCUCUGAUUGGUACAGAUUUUGUCCGGUCCGGACCAACCAAAUGUGGUCUUGUUUGGGGGCGGAGCUCAUUCGAAUAAUAGCCAGUGUGUAGAAAAACCCCAUGCAAAGGAGGAUAGGACAUUUUCUACCUUUCAUAGAAAAACAUUGUGACAUUCAUUAUUAUGCAUUUCUGUAUAGUACAGAUCAGGGACCCAUGAUGUCAUUCUGUUACCGGGUGUUAAUCCACUUCACUUACUGUAGUUCAAUCACCCAAAUAUAUUUUUUCAAAACACACGGUUUUUGGAAAACAUGGUCAAAUAAAAAACAGAGGGAGAUUUUACCGUAAUUCUGUUACCAAACUUUACAUCUGCAGUGUUCUUCGAGUAAAUGUGUUUUUGUUAAAUUUUCUGUGGAGAUUGUUAAAAGUAGUCAUUGUUCAUAGAGUUGUAUGGUUUGUUUAACUUUUCAAUCAAUGGUUUUUGUUUAUCAUACUUUUAAAGUGAAAAUUCUGAGUCUCAGCAUCAUUAUAUUACCAUGGAAUUGCACCUAGACAAACACACGUACAUACAACCACAAGCACACACACAGCCUGACUAUCAAAAUACUUUAAUAAUCUCUUUCACCCUCAGGGGCGGCCGAUUAUCCUGUGUUGCCAGGAUGACCCAGAGGUGUCUAAGAAUGCGUACAAGACCAUUGAGCUGCCUCAGACAGUGGACUGUCUCCAGGGCAUCCUCAGUGUCAUCCCACUGCAACUCCUGUCCUUUCACCUGGCCGUGCUGCGAGGAUACGACGUGAGUCUACCACUACAACCUAUCUUGUCUUACUGCUAUCUUUUCCUUUGCUCACAGACAUCCGUUACUGUACCUUUUAAUUCCCAGUAUUUACUCUGAUUUUAUUUAGAUUUAAUUACAACAAGCAUUAAAAUCUACUGUUACAAGGACUCACAAAAUCAACUAUGCUGAAUGUGUAUCUAGUUUUGUGUUGUCUCCUUUACUCUUCAGGAUUGAGCUGGUUUAAUGGCUGUCUCUCUCUCCUCUGGUUGCAGGUGGACUGUCCCAGGAACCUGGCCAAGUCUGUCACAGUGGAGUAGAACCAGACAGACAGGCAGGAAGCAGUAGAGGCCACAGCACUGCUCUGCUGAGGAGAGAGACAGAGGAGGCGAAGCCAUCAAAGUGCAAUUAUGUGUGUUUGUGUGUGU
Coregonus sp. 'balchen' is the source of this 41913-nucleotide messenger RNA. Lineage: Eukaryota; Metazoa; Chordata; Actinopteri; Salmoniformes; Salmonidae. The record is from the annotation of a GenBank genome assembly.